AUUAUGUUAGCUGAUUAAGCGACACUGUUAAUUAUGGCUGAUAGAAUUUAUGCAAAUGAUUUGAGGACACAAGUAUUUAAUGUACGGGAACAAAGUUCGGCAACAAAUCCCAUCAGUUCGGGACAGAAUAUGUAUUCGGAAGCGAAUGCAGGUAGUAGGCAAAUUGCAAGUAAUGAAGGAUUCUAUCUGGAUCUCGCUCAGACAAGCGCAGGUGAUGCAGCUGCAGAAAGUCACAGACAAGAACUUACAAAAACCAAGAACGCUGUGACCAAUGUGGAAGCGCAAACCUCCAAGCUAUCUACCAAAAAUCAAGAAACACAACUAAUCGGAAAUGUUGGAGUCGGCAACAAAACUCCAGCGAAUCUUGUUCACUAUAUUGACGAGCAGAGAAAAGAUAUCACUCAGUUGGAGUUAAGUUUCGGUGAAGUACAAGAGAACUUAUCCGACAUAAAAUUGGAAGUACUUGGCAUAAUUGAAGGUGAUUCGAGGGAAGUCAACAAAACAGUUCUGGAACAACUUCAAAUAGCAACAAACCAGUUGAAGUCUGCACAAGAAUAUUUGAUAAAAGAUUCUGUAAUUGAGGCGGGAGAGAAUUAUACCACCGUCGAUGGCAAGUUAUUUUGGACCGGUGCUGCACCUGGAUUGAAUUAUACUGUGGCCUACAAUGUGUGUGCGAAGUACUGGUCAACAAUGGCACAAAUAAAAAAUAGACAGGAAUAUGAUGUUGUGAUGUCGAUGUUGCGCCCAAAAAGUGGAUUUAUUACUGUAUGGAUUGGCUUGGGAAUAAAUCCAAUAACAAAACAAAUCUGUCCAACGGACGGUUUCACGAAAUGGAUUAGCGGAGAACCAGGAAUCGGCAGUAGCUACAAAACUUAUACAAACAUCUCACUUGUAGUUCGUUCAGAUCCGAUGUAUAGUGGAAUGAUGAACGCUGAACCAAAUUGGGCGAGAAUCAAAGUAUUGUGUCAACUGUGAAACAAAAGUGUUAUGCUACAUUUAAAAGAACAAUGGGUUCGCCCUUGUAGCUUAAUAAUUAAAACUCACAUGCGAGAAGAAGGUAGAAUAACAUUAAUUUUUUGCGUCAUUAUUCAUUAACGGCUUAGAGAGUAUAUUUUGUGACAUUAUUCUAUUCCACAAUCUCUAUGUUGUGCUAACUAGAUAUUGCGUUCCACAAGAAAAAUUUACAAUUUAUCAUACAUGAAAUGAAACCUCGAAGUUUGCGUUCAUGCGCAAACCGCCGAUGUUUAUUUUGUCACAAUUGCCCGGUAAACUAUAGUAGCUCAUGAUGAUGGAACAAUUGUAGCUAUGUGCAUGUCAUAUAAAUAUCAAUUUCCCAAGUGUUUCGGAAUCCUUAGAAUAAAAUCUGAGUUAACCGCAUGAUAUAAAAAAUAACUGUUGUAUGAAAAAUUAAAACUACCAGAAAUGACUACGCAAUUUGGUUAUUAGCGUGGCGAUAUGUUAUUGCCGACAUAUUUUCAAUAUAAUAACUCAUUCUAAAAUGUUUUGCUAAAUACGAGAAUUGUCCUUCGAAAAUUAAUUUGUUUCUAUUUUCGAAUUAGAAUUGUUCUGUUUUUUACUUUG
Molecule: messenger RNA, 1581 nt
Organism: Styela clava
Lineage: Eukaryota; Metazoa; Chordata; Ascidiacea; Stolidobranchia; Styelidae
Source: RefSeq, a predicted model, not a curated record